Salvelinus sp. IW2-2015 is the source of this 5289-nucleotide messenger RNA. The record is from RefSeq and is a predicted model, not a curated record. Lineage: Eukaryota; Metazoa; Chordata; Actinopteri; Salmoniformes; Salmonidae.
AAAAAAAAAAAAAAAGCUUCGUUCUUCUUCAUGUUAUGUCAUCCGUGAUGACAGCCUGUCAUUUCAAAUCAUUACUGCCAUCUACUGUAGCGGAGUUCACGUUUCAGCUGCUAUGUAUGAGUGGUACAAUAGUGUCCACUAGCGAUCAUAACGGGCCUGACAUUUUUGGGGGGGGAUUCGGCACAACCUAGAGGCCAUGUGUGGUACUUAAUAUUUCCUAAGCGUGAAAAUACCGAUCCAUCGACGCUUUGUCAACGAAGCAGUUGCCUGUCAGCUCAGUGCUAGAACUGCUUGAAUGUAGGUUGGAACGGACCAUCUGCAUGGGCUAUAUCUCUCAUCAACCCAGCGGCAAGACAAGGAUCCAAGAAUGGUUUUAGUGCAUGUCGGAUAUCUGGUUCUUCCUGUAUUUGGCUCAGUAAGAAAUAGAGUUUCGAGGCUGGCUCUACAUUCUGCAUUUAUCAGAUCUUUGUCGUCCCUCCCAUUGUGUAGCUAAUGAUCAUCUGCUGCUGUGUGGUGUGGCGUGGCCUCUGCCUGUUCUCUGCAUUUAGCUGUAUUGAAUCCCUUCUUCAUUUCCUCUUUCCAUCAGAAGACGACAUUGGUGUAUAUAUAACAACAACAAAAAUGUAUCAUUCAACCAUAGAGUAUAUGUGGAAAAACUAAAACAAAUAGCUAACACCUAUAGAAUAACUUUUUGUCUUUGUCAAGUUGUUGUAGAGUUAACACAUUUUUAGCUCUUAAAGAGAAUCAAAUGUAUGUCAUUGUGUACCUCCCAUUCAGUCUUGAUUAUGACAACAGCCUACUGUAAAUCCCUGUAAAGUGGAUACAUUUUGCAUGGAUUCUAUUUCUGCAUUGCUUUACUGAACACCAGAAUUUGGCUAAUUUUCUUAUUUUUUUCCCSUAUGGAAAAUGCAUUGUACAAAGGUAGCUAAGUAAUAGUAUCUUUUGCUCCAAUUGGCAUUCUUUUUACAUGUACAAUUACAUGUAAAGCUUAUGCAUUGUCAUAUUUCAUUGAAUAUGAUCACACACACAAUCAUAAUUAUCCURGUGGUCAUCGGAGUGAUUUCAAAAUAGACAACACAUCAACAUUUUAUAAAUACUGGUACACUUCACCUCUUCCCAACAACCUGUCAUAACCGCCUCCAUUUGUGUAACCCUUUUGUUCUUGAAAAUUUAAAUCUUUGAAACACUGAAUUAUCAGGCCUUUUGCUCACUAAAGCCAAAACCAAAUCGUAAUGCUAUAKGUGGUUGUUCACUUCCCAAUGAGCCUCCCCACUAACAAAAGUACAAAAUGCUAUCCAUUUCACAGGGAUGCUUAUCUCCUGCACUGCUACAGUAAAUCUUCUAGUAGAGUAAUAAGGUAUUUUAUUGUUUGGUUGUGGUCUCUCUUUACCUUUUUGUUCUGGUAAUGGUGCUUUCAAUGCAUGGUCACAUUAUGAUUCAUAUGAUUUUGUUUUUUUACAUUGAAUAGUAAAUUCCAAUGUAAUCUUUCUGUAGUAAAGAUGUACCCUACCGUGCUGUAGCCAACCACAUCUGCUCAUUAGAUGCUGCUUCUGUUCUUAUUAACCCUAUAUGGAGCAUGGUGGGCCUUGCCUUCAGUCAAUGUUGUUUAUUUUUGUUGCAUGGUGUUUAUAUUAUCAUUAUUACAAAAACACAAAUUCCACAAACUAAUAUUUUUCAAUAAAGAAUAUAGUCUUUUUCCUAACCUUCAGUGUGCUUCUUGCUGAUUUCCAUUUACUGUCUUUAGCCCUCCCCUCGUCCCUACCUGCCCCCUUCCACCCCACCCACCUCUCCCGCUGUGACAAAGAUAGACAAUUUCAAUGCUUUUAUCAUCACAAGGCCUGAAUGAGUCUAUCCCCUGUCAUUCAUGGUGAUUGUACCACUGAGACAAUUGAAAGUGCAGUGUGCCAUCGUUGAUCCUUGGAUCAAAUGCUUCUCUAUUAGGAUUUAACCAUUCUGAUUAGUGACUGGUUAGGAGCUGAAUGUGACAAAAAAUAACCCACCCCAUUCAGAUGUUUCUGGAAGAUUACAGACCCUUGACUAUUUUACAAGGCAUUUUGUAGCACUGCACCUUCAAGUCUACUCCAACUUAAUGACCCAAAUGCAAUGUAGACUUUGCCUUUUUCUCAAUUGUAGGGCUUUCACCUGUUUUCAUCUGAAUGUGUUAUCCACUCUACCACCAACACUUUAGCAUGUUCUUCAUGUUAGAAAAGGUGAAGGUGACUUUCACAAAGGCCUAUACAUAGGUUCGUCCUACAAUGUUUGUGCUAGGCUGCGUAUAGCUCAGGGUAUAGAGUCACUUUACAUUUGUUUGAUGUUCUUUUUCCAGGACUUCUCUUGCUGCCCGAGUCCAAAAUGCAUUUUACCACAAUGGAAAACAUGUCACACUACGAAAUCUCGUCCUAUAAAUUGUGUUCUCCCCUUUCAAAKAUAUUUUGUCAUAUUGCCAUCAAUGUCUCAAUGCAGCCUAGGCCACCUUCAUGCUAAUUGCAAUCCAUUCCCAUUCCUAUCAAUGUUAUUUCCAUUAGAAUUGUCAGCCCUAUAUAGUAUGGAGACAGUGUACUGUAACUGUGGUGCACUGUACUAGUCUCUGAUUCAACAGCAGCCUGUUCUCUUCAGCUGCCAGAUAGCUGUGGUUGGAAGAGGGGAAAAGUACUGUCAAGCUAUUUCCUCUGCACCAAUGAAUCUACACAUGGGAAACGUUUGGGUAGCAGUGUGUGUCAGUGAGAGUAAGAUACAGGCCUAGGCAGUAUUAGAAUUGAUUUCUUGAAGGAGAUAGACAAAUAUGUUGUAGGCUUUAUGUAGCCUUGGCCUUGACUCGUGCUCAUAGAUAUUUCACAUCUUGGCAUUUGCUGUUAGAUAUUUCUGGGUAGUGAUGUAUAAACAGACACAUCAUUGAUGUUGUGCGAUAUAAUGUUACCCACAGUUCAAAAAGUGAAACAGUUAUCAGAGAAAGGACACACUCACAGCAAUGCUAUCACAUUGUUAAAAUCCUCAGUGAUUCUAAAGGAUGAACAGUUUGUGUCAUAAAAAAAUAAAUAUCUUAGGAAUAGAUGUUCUGCCUUUUGUCCCACUGUGGAUCAAUGAUGUCAUUCAUCUGAAUGUCACACUAGAUCUUGAAGUUGGAGAACAUUUCUGGCAGAACUUCUAUCAAAGGGUUUCGAGGUCGUUCUGAUAUUUUACAGAACACUUCUGGCAGAACUUCUAUCAAAGGGAUUCGAGGUCAUUCCGAUAUUUUACAGAACACUUCUGGCAGCACUUCUAUCAAAGGGAUUCAAGGUCAUUCAGAUAUAUUACCGGUACCCCUAGAUAUUAAAACUAGAUUAAUUUGAAAAGCACUCUGUUACACGAUUUAAAUGCACAAUCCUGGGCACGCACAUUGCCGAAGAGUCAGAUGCCCAGAGGUGAGAAUCCAACCAGAAGGUCAGAUGUCACAUGAUGCCAUAAUAGACCGUGUUUGGAAGUAUUAACAUUUUCCAUGCAGGUUUGAAUGUGUUACUUCACCAUAUCUCCCUAUCCCCUGAUGUAAGUUUCACCAUAGGUAAGACUUAGGGCUUUUGUAAAGAUCCUCCUACAGAAACACAAUUACAUCACACAAACACACACUCCAUGUCACAUACACAAUAAAUUCUAACCUACCGUUUCUCUCUCAGGUGUCUGACUCCCUCUCAUUGUUUCCACAGGAUCCCACUUUAACCGGCAGCAGCAGCAGCAUAGCCAUGCUACCUCUUGCCGGCACUUCCAGCUAGGCCCUCAGGCCCAGCUGCCAAUUGACUUCCCAAUGCCCCACCCAGGUCAGCCCCAGUCGGGCAUCAACCCCCACCUGGCUCCCCCUGGCCACCAGCAUUCUCCCCAGCUCCACCCGCCCCUCAACCCCAUACCCCCCACACCCCAGUUCCAGGACCUUUCUGCCCCCCCUUUCCUACCUCAGACCUUACACCAGCAGUACCUCCUCCAGCAGCAGAUCCUAGAGACCCAGCACCGGCGCAUCAUGCCACCUUCCAGCAGACACCAGCCCCACAGACUGCGGCCGGGUUACGAGUUUGCUCCCGCCCUCCACAUCCCCCCACAGCCUGCGGCCCAGCAGCCUCGCUACCUGGCUGAAGGCACAGACUGGGAUUUGAGUGUGGACGCGGGGCUCCCUCCUCCUCAGUACCACGUCCGCCCACUGCCCCAGCACUACCAUCACUACCUGACAUCUCCCAGGAUGCAUCACUUCCCCAGGAACAAUGCCUCCACCCAAGUGGUUGUCCAUGAGAUCAGAAACUACCCGUAUCCUCAGUUACACCUGCUGGCCCUGCAGGGCCUCAACCCCUCCCGCCACGCAUCCGCUGUGAGAGAGAGCUAUGAGGAGCUACUGCAGCUGGAGGACAGGUUGGGCAGUGUGAACCGGGGGGCUGUCCAGACCACUAUUGAAAGGUUUACCUACCCUCACAAAUACAAGAAGAGGAUACCUCAGGACCUUAAGCUAGGGCUGGUGGAUGAGGAAUUGGAUACAGAUGAGAAGUGUACCAUCUGUCUAUCAAUGCUGGAGGAUGGAGAGGAUGUCAGGAGAUUACCCUGCAUGCACCUCUUCCACCAGGCGUGUGUGGACCAGUGGCUGGCCACCAGUAGGAAAUGCCCCAUAUGCAGGGUGGACAUUGAGACCCAGCUGGCACCAGACAGCUGAUGCCUCCUUUCCCUGCCCCCAUCUUGUAAAACCCCACCUCAUCCCUAGGGGGAGCUCUGCCAAACGUCCCCCUUCCCAUCUGCAUCACAUAUGAGCCUGCCUUCUGAGCCAGCUGAAGAAGACAAUGAACGGGAGGGGAGGUGAGAGGGAUUAACAAAGCACACUGAUCCAAACAAUAGAGAAACAAAAGAGGCUGAUGGAUGGAUGGGUGGAUGGAUGAAGAAGAGAGGCAGAAGGGUGCCAGUAUGUAUGGACAGAUUUGCAGGGCCUUGAUGAGUCUCCAUCAGGGUUUUGCACCGUAGCAUUAGCUUCUCCAUACACUCAGAGAUGAGAUCCGCCAUUAAACCCCCUAGCGAGCGUGUGUGUUGUGUUGUUGGGUUUGUAUAUAGGCCUAUUCUCUACCGCUGAUGUGUACUGGUCUCACUCCCUCUUGAUGAAACCCAAAACACUGAGCUCUAGCUACAGCACAUCUGUGCGAAACAUGACAAGAUAUGAAAUCAGCYGGGGGGUGUUUCUUGAAAUGAGCUUCUGUGGCCUAAUACAUAUUGUGUUAUGGAGUGUAGUAGUCUUGUUAUUGAUCACCAGUAUUUAACAGGGUGACAGUGUGGUGUAGCAAGCAAAAA